CGGGUUAUGAUGAUCGGGUUAAGUGUUAUUUGGGCGUUUUUUAAGUUUCACACACCCAUGCAAGCUUUAGACUAUUAUCCCAUCUUUCAGCUAUCAAUGCUGUAAUUGGCGUGAAUCUUGUUAUUUUUUAUGCAAAUAAUAAAACUGAAAGUAUUGGUAAUGUUUACGAAGUGACCACACCCCUCAGAGAUUAAGUCCCCAUUACUUCAGCCAUUCCUGGGAAAUCCACAAACAUCGCUAUCAUGGUUAAUGAAAAUAAUUUACAGUCACAAUCUCCUGCAAUGGAUCACAGAGAACCAGACAUGAUAACAGCAUUGUUAUCUGGAGGAGCAGCUGGUCUAGGAGUAGAUGUAACCCUCUUCCCUCUUGAUACCAUUAAAACAAGGCUACAAAGUGAGGCUGGCUUUAGGGCCUCAGGAGGUUUUAAAGGCAUCUACAGUGGCAUAGGUCCAGCUGCCAUUGCUUCUGCACCAACUGCUGCUACUUUUUUCUUAGCAUAUGAGGGUGUGAAACAGCUGUUCAGUGGUAAAGUGCCAUCAAAAUAUGAACCAGGAAUCCAUAUGUUUGCUGCAUCAGCUGGAGAAGUGGCAGCCUGUGUCAUAAGGGUUCCUGUGGAAGUUGUCAAACAGCGAAUGCAAGCCCGGAUGUACCAGUCAUCCCUCCAAGUUGUACAAGUUACUCUUCAACAGGAAGGCUUUAGAGGAUUAUACCGUGGAUACAUGAGUACAGUCAUAAGAGAAGUGCCAUUCUCCAUAAUCCAAUUCCCCCUAUGGGAACUGUUCAAAAAGUGGUGGUCAAAUCAGCAGGGAAGAUUGGUAGAUUCAUGGCAAUCAUCAUUAUGUGGAGCCCUUGCAGGUGGAAUGGCAGCUGCUAUAACAACUCCACUUGAUGUUGCCAAAACAAGGAUAAUGUUAGCUGAUCAUAAUAGCAGUAUUGCUAAAGGAAACAUUUCAAAUGCCAUGAAAGCAGUUUAUCGUCAGCAAGGAAUAUCAGGACUCUUUGCUGGAGUAAUUCCUCGCACAGUGUGGAUUUCCUUGGGUGGAGCAGUGUUCUUUGGAAUUUAUGAGAAAUCAAAAAAUUUUAUCCAAUCUACAAUUAAAGCAGAUAAAUGAUAAAAGAUUCCUUUUUAUUUUGUAAAUAUAAAUAUGAUUAAGUCACAAUCCCUACCUCAUUAAGAAAGAAAAGGGUAAUGACAAUUGUUGUAAUAUGUAGUUUUUAUAUUAUGAAAAGAUUACUUACAAUUUAUACCGAUUCAUUUUGUACAUAAAAUUUUAAUACAUAA
Molecule: messenger RNA, 1282 nt
Organism: Penaeus chinensis
Lineage: Eukaryota; Metazoa; Arthropoda; Malacostraca; Decapoda; Penaeidae
Product: S-adenosylmethionine mitochondrial carrier protein-like
Exons: 7
Coding region: 243-1112 (289 amino acids)
Cellular component (GO): mitochondrial inner membrane
Molecular function (GO): S-adenosyl-L-methionine transmembrane transporter activity
Source: RefSeq, a predicted model, not a curated record